AAAUGGGAGCACUGCCACCCCAGGUGACAAAUUCCCCGGAGCUCCGGGAUCCUCCCGCGGUCCCGGCCCCGCUCUGGCGACACUGGCGACACUCGGCGAGGUGGCGUUGUCGCCAGCGCGGGGUUGGGGACAGGAAAGAGGAGCGGCGGCGCUUCCUGGUGGCUCCGUCAUGUGACAGCGCCGGAGCGGAGCCGAUCCCAAAUCCCGGCCCGAUGGAGACGGAACCGGAGCCAGAAGCGGAACCGGAGCCUCACCCAGAGCCGGGCCCCGCCGCGCCCGCCUCCCCGCCGUGCCCGGCGGCGGCGGAGGGCGAGGGUGAGGAUGAGGAUGAAGACGAAGAUUUCCAGUUCCUGCGGUGCGAUGGCUGCGGGCAGGACUCGGCGCAGCCGCGGCUGCUGCGCUGCCUGCACACGCUGUGCCCGGGCUGCCUGAGCGACACCAAGCAGUGCCCGCGCUGCCAGGCGGCCACGGGCGCUCCGGCCGUGGACAACCUGCUCUUCUGCAACCUGCGGAGCCGCCUGCAGCUCUGGCGGCAGAUCCGCAGCUCGGGCGGGCCCGGCUGCAGCCGCUGCCGCGCCGAGGCGGCGCUGGUGUGGUGCUCGGACUGCGAGGAGUUCUUCUGCGGGCGGUGUCUGGAGGAGCACCAGUGGUGGCACAAGAAGAAGGCGCACCGGGUGCGCAGGGUGGAGGAGCUGCGGGCGGGCUCGGCGAGGCAGUUCCUGGAGGACACGCGCGGCUCCUGCAGCCUCUUCUGCUCCAGCGACAGCCACCCCGAGGAGAGCCGCGUGUGCAGGUGGGAGCGCAUGCCCAGCCUCAAAUGGGGGCGUGGGACCAAACCUCAUCCCGGCCCCAAAUCUUGUCCUGGCCCCAAACCUCGUCCUGUCCCCAAAUCUUGUCCCAGCCCCAAAUCGUGUCCCAUCCCCAAACCUCGAGCUGUCUUCCAGUCUUGUCCCGUCUCCAAAUCUCAUCCCAUCCCCAAAUCUCAUCUUGUCCCCAAACCUCGUCCUAUCCCCACAAAUCUCACACUCAUCUACUGUCCGCGCUGCGAGCGGGCUCUGUGCUGUCCGUGCGCGCUGCUGGACACUCGCCACGCUCCCUUCCGCGACCUGCGCGCCGAGAGCCGCCGCCGCCAGGACGAGCUGCGCUCGCUGCGCCGGGACCUGCGGCGCCUCCGCCGCUCCUUCGAGGCGGCGCUGGGGCGGCUGCGGGGCGAGGCGGCGCGGCGGGAGGAGCAGCGGGAGCGGCUGCGGGAGCGCGUCCGCGCCAGCGCCGAGCGCCUGCAGGAGCUGGUGCGCAGCGAGGCCGAGGAGCUGCGGGCGCUGCUGGAGGCGCGGCCGGAGCGCGGCCGGAGCGCGCUGGCGGAGGAGCUGAGCGGGGCCGAGGGCGCGCUGCUGCGGCUGGAGGCGGCCGAGAGGCUGGUGGAGAGGCUGGGGCGCUACGGCGGCGAGCAGGAGCUCAUGGACAUGCAGCCCUUCGUGAAGGCGGCGCUGCUGGAGCUGCGGCGGCUGCGGCCGCCCGAGCCCCCCGAGCUCCGAGAGCCGCCCGACUUCGCCGAGUGCCGGGCGCGGCUGCGGGCGCUGGUGGAGCGCGUCACGGGCCGGCCGGAUGUCCCUGAGGUCGAGGUGGGCCUGGAGAACAACCUGGAAGAGGAUCCAACCCAUCCCAAACCCCGCAGCAUCUCCCCCAGCCUGGAGGAGAUCCACGUGGAGGAGGUGAGGUCCCUCUGUCCCAACCAGCCUCUCCCGCUGCCCUGCUGGAAGCGGCCGCUGCCCAGCAUGGAGAGGGGCAGCCAGGUGUCUCCCAAACUCCUGAAGCUGGAAUGUGACCACGAGCCAGGCCCCAGCCAUCCCAAAUCCCAGUGGGAAUUCCCGACGGAGCCCGGCCCCUCCACGUCACGGCACAACUGCGUCCGUGCUAGUGACACAGAGGGCGGCAGCAUCAUCAUCUGCAGCUCUGACGACAGCGACGAGGACACCGUGGUGGUGACGGUGACACCGGAGCCGCCCCCGUGCUGACAUCCCAUGGGAUCCUCUGGCCUCAUCCUGCAAUUCCCGGCCUCCCAUUCCCAGAUUUCUGCUUGGACUUUCCUCUUCUUGGCCAAUCCCAAAUUUAUUCUUGGACUGAGCUCUGGUGUGCCAGAGUGGCCCCAAAUCCCACCUGGAUCUGCUGGGAUCUCCCCUUCAAUGCUUUGAGGUUUCCUGGGAAUGUUGUUCUCCUCUUAAAUCCUGUCUGUGUUGAUCCCAAAGUAAAAUUUGGGAUGGGAGUUGGGAUCGGUGCCGGCGGAUCCCGUUCCUGAGCCCCCCUGAAGGUGGGGAAAUGAUCCCAAGGGUGGGAUCCCCUCUGGGAUCCCCCAUCAGCACUUGGAGCUGGGAAUUCCUUGGGAUUGGGAUUGGGAUUAGGAUUGGGGUCAGUUUCCUGGUGUAAUGAGGGUUUAAAAUCCCAGGUUUUUUAUGUCUCCCCUCAAUAAAUCUGCUUUGGGAUAAAAUUCCAGCUUCUUCCUCUUCUUCCCACUCUGCUUUUCCCAAACAAUCCUGAGCAGAGGGAAAACCUGGGAAUUCUGAGGUGAAACCUGUCCCAGCUCCCUGCUCCGGGCACUGAUCCUGGCAUUUUAGGGACAGGAGAAAUCCCCGAGGGCAAGGAGAGAUCCCAGGGAUAAAAUUUCCACAUUCCAUGAGUAAAGGAGCCUGUUCCAGCCACGUUCCCACAAAAAUCCAGGAAAAGAGGGAAAUGGAAUUUCCAUUUCCCAGGAAAACAGUUUGGGAUUGUCCCGAGGGAAGACAGGGAAU
Melozone crissalis (California towhee) is the source of this 2786-nucleotide messenger RNA. It is a transcript of the gene PML, whose product is annotated as PML nuclear body scaffold. NCBI's taxonomy places the organism in Eukaryota, Metazoa, Chordata, Aves, Passeriformes, Passerellidae. The transcript is spliced from 8 exons. Bases 3 to 2015 code for a protein of 670 amino acids. The record is from RefSeq and is a predicted model, not a curated record. Gene Ontology annotation, biological process: intrinsic apoptotic signaling pathway in response to DNA damage; positive regulation of DNA-templated transcription; PML body organization. Gene Ontology annotation, molecular function: ubiquitin-protein transferase activity; zinc ion binding. Gene Ontology annotation, cellular component: chromatin; PML body; nucleoplasm.